AUGUCUAACACUUCUACUCAUCUUGUCGAUUCUUUCUCGUACUAUAAUUUUUACCAGCUCAACCAAGUGCCUAAUGCCCGUGGAUGCCUUCUUGACCUUGUCUUUUCUAGUUUUGACACACCUACUGUCCAACUUGCCAACACUCCAAUCGUUUCUCCGGAUUCUUACCACCCACCUUUGUUUGUAUCUUUUCCAUUUCCAACUCCGAUAACUGCUCAAGACACACGUACAUACCGUGAUUUUAAAUCGGCUGAUUAUAAAUCCAUGCUCCGUUAUCUAGGAUCGUUUGAUUGGGAAAAUACUUUUUCGCUUUAUUCAGUUGAUGAUUCUGCUGUUGUCUUUAACGAUGCACUUUUAAGCUCUAUAAAUAAGUUUGUUCCCAUCAAAGUUUUUUCACCUUCUAAAUUUCCUAAAUGGACAUCCACCAUUCUCAAACAUCUUAUAAUAACCAAGAAGAAAGCCCAUGCUGUUUAUAAGCGAACCAAGUCGAUAUCUGAUUAUCUUGUUUUCUCUGAAUAUAGAGCAAAAUGUAAACGCCAGUCAAAAGUUGAUUACUCUGCUCAUAUUAGGCAUACCGAGGAGGCUCUAUCAUCUUCCCCCUCCAAAUUCUGGAAAUUUGUAAAUAAUCUAAAACAGAAACCUCCAAUUCCGUCAUCACUCCAUCUCGGUAAUAUUGUCUCAAAUACUCCAACUGAAUCAGCUAAUCUGUUUUCAACUCAUUUCUCUUCGACGUUCAACUCCUCGGCUUUCCAACUUUCACCAUUUACUGGCUCAUCUGAUUACUUAUCCUAUGAACUUCCUUCCGAUAUAACGUUUUCUGUUGACGAUGUUUUUUCCGCUCUUAAAUCGUUAAAAAAUACUUACUCUAAUGGUCCAGAUGACAUAUCCGCUCAAUGCUUGUACAAUUGUCGUUUUUCUAUUGCUUAUCCAAUAUAUUUACUAUUCAGGCGUUCAUUAGAUUUAGUCAAGACGCGCGUGGUAUGUGUGUUUACAGCGAAACAAUGGCCCAAGUCGAGCACGAUCCGCGUGCCCGUGGGUACCGCGGUGAACGUCACGUGCGGACCACCGAAGGCGUUUUACUGCCGAAUGUCAGGCCCGUCCGGCGAAGUGUCCAGGCACAAGGGCCAGUGUUGGGUGCACGUCAAGUCGGUCGGGUCGCAUCACCUGGACGUGUGGACCUGCUGGUCGGUUACAGCCGAGUCCGCGGCCGAAGUUCAGUACACUCUCCGCCUGCACGCUUACCGAGAGGGCGCAGUAACGGAUGUCGGAUGCGACGAAACUCCGUCCGAGGUGCGAGUGUUUUGCAACGUCCGCAAUGGUACCGCCACUCCAGACGGCGGCGACGGUCACUUCCGGUCGAAAUACUGCCGGCUUACGUUACCGCGAGACGCAAAGAUCCUGUCACUGGCUUACGGGAGAGGCACUACCCGAUACUCGUAUUAUGGUGCGACGUACAACGAUUGCGGUGUGUCAUUCGCUAAACCACUGAGAGGGUCCGAGAUCGGCCGAUGGAAAUGCAUGAACGCCAUGUCCGACGACCGCGUUUAUGGAGGGUUCGUCGUCGUCGUGCCACCCAACAAUACGAAAGGUAUACCUCCGCUCACGGUGACAACCGGAAGGUCUGUGAUGGUGCCCAAGGGCAACACGUUUCAUGUGGAGUGCAGUGUACAUUCAGAGAUCGAAUAUUGCUGGUUGCGGCACCCAAACGGCACUGCUAUCCCGGUGACGGUUCCGGACAGCACUGCGGCCGGUGACCCGAAGAGGGUCGGAACUCGGUACCGGUACACGGGCGAAGGGUUGUCGUUCGGCCAAUGUCACGUGGCGAUCGGCGACGCAUCCACGUUGGACACGGGUCCCUGGCUUUGCGCUUUGGGUCUGCGUGACGACCGCCGUGAAAUGUACGGUACGAUGGACGUUACGGUUUCCGAGUCCGUGAUUGCUGCCCGCCAGGAAGAAUUGUACGCCACCGAGGGCACCCAGGUAACGCUCGGAUGCGACACGGUCGAGAAGCAACCUAUAGCCUACUGCCGGUUCCUCACGCCGCGUCUACUUGGAUUCGCUGUGGACGAGAAAUCGAACGCUCAGCCACCGCCCCGGUACGCGUACUCUGGCCAAGGACUGACGGCCGGCCACUGCGGUUUGUCCGUCGACCGCGUCGACGAUUCCGACUACGGAAACUGGACAUGCGCCGUGAAGAUCCUAGACUCUUCCGGAUCUGAAGAAGUCAGCACGACCGUCCUGUUGCGGAAACCCGAAGGGUUUACGAUGAUCCAGAUCAUCGGCAUCGUGCUAUGCGGCACUAUGAUAUCCAUCAUGUCGCUGUUCUUCGCCAAUCACCUCAUCACCAACCCGUCAGCAAAGACGACGAAAAAAAUCGAAAAAUUAGAAAUGCAACUCGAAGCGGGCGAACAAGGUGCAAGUCGCAGGGUAGGCGCCAGAAGAGCGCAGAACAGCACGCGCGUGAUCAGGACUCAGCCGGGUCGGAGCAAACACGGGUCCAUACCUCGGAGAAUUUGA
Molecule: messenger RNA, 2517 nt
Organism: Macrosiphum euphorbiae (potato aphid)
Lineage: Eukaryota; Metazoa; Arthropoda; Insecta; Hemiptera; Aphididae
Source: the annotation of a GenBank genome assembly